CUUUUGACGUGAAUGACAAAAUGUCAAAAUUUCUUUUCAGCCUAAUGCCUUCAUGACAAUAAUUCCGUGAAAUAUUUUUUAAUACUUUCAAUAUGGUGGAAACCAACCCACAAAUCGAAGCAGAUAGGCGCCUCCUCAAGUUUGAGGCAUAUGAAGAUUACUUGGAUUCAAUGGUUACGGUCUUCGAUAAAUGCUUGCUUCCAAACAGAUUAGUUGCAAGACAUAUUGCUGAACUAGGAUAUAGAACUUGUGGAGAGACGCUCAGCAGAGAACAAUUCGAGAGAAGGCGUGCAGCUGUAAUCAAUUAUCUUCAUCCCCCCUACAAACCUUAUAGUAUGGCAAGUACUGGUCUUUUGUUAGGAGAUCCGGCCCAAAGAGAAUUGGCUCUGAGAGAAAGACCAAACCGAAUUGGCAUAUUAGCUACGAUCAUCUUCCUGAGGCAUUCGAAUUCUGCGGGAUCGGAGAUAUCCGGCUACAUCGAUUACGCGGACCAGUUGAAGAGGAGGGAUUGGAAUCAGUUUUUCAAAAGACAAAUGCUCAUUCUACCAAAUGCUCAAGAUCUCGGAUUCUAUCAUUGGAAAACGAAUCAGACCACAACUAAUGAUUCGGAAAAUUAUAAGGUAAUGGCCACAACAGAGAGAGGCUUACAAUUCCAGAAUAGAUUCGACAGAAAAGUUAUAACCGUGGAUCCCUGCAGUGAACCAGGACACAAUACAACGAGAAAAAGGGUUCCUUCGAAAAUGUAUACUCACUUCAUUGUUUUCGAUCAUAUUGUACGGCAAAGAAUAUAGACAAUAAUAUUAUUC
Harmonia axyridis is the source of this 806-nucleotide messenger RNA. RefSeq names its product cilia- and flagella-associated protein 299-like. The coding region runs from base 93 to 791 and encodes 232 amino acids. The transcript is spliced from 5 exons. The record is from RefSeq and is a predicted model, not a curated record. Lineage: Eukaryota; Metazoa; Arthropoda; Insecta; Coleoptera; Coccinellidae.